This is a messenger RNA of Sceloporus undulatus (fence lizard), 2710 nucleotides long. It is a transcript of the gene TAS1R2, whose product is annotated as taste 1 receptor member 2. Gene Ontology annotation, cellular component: membrane; sweet taste receptor complex. The transcript has 6 exons. Gene Ontology annotation, biological process: G protein-coupled receptor signaling pathway; sensory perception of sweet taste. Lineage: Eukaryota; Metazoa; Chordata; Lepidosauria; Squamata; Phrynosomatidae. Gene Ontology annotation, molecular function: G protein-coupled receptor activity; sweet taste receptor activity. The record is from RefSeq and is a predicted model, not a curated record. The coding region runs from base 1 to 2310 and encodes 769 amino acids.
AUGCGUUUUGCAGUGGAAGAGAUCAACAACUCCAGCCUUCUCCUGCCAGGGAUUUCUUUGGGGUACGAGAUCUUGGAUGUCUGUUCCCUCACCAACACCAUCCACCCGCUUUUCUAUUUCCUUUCGGACAACCGGUCUGUGAUUGAGGUCAAGAACAACUAUACCGAUUCCCAGACGCGGGUGGUGGCGGUCAUCGGCCCCGAUUCAACCUCAACGGCCAUCACAGCUGCUUAUCUGUUGAGCCUGUUUCUUGUGCCGCAGAUCACCUACAGCGCAACCACCGAGGCCCUGAGCAACCCCAGAACCUUCCCUGUGGCUUUCCGCACCAUCCCGAGUACAGACCAGCAGAUCCGCCUCAUCCUGACGAUGAUGAGGUAUUUCCGCUGGAACUGGUUUGUUGUUCUCUCCAGCGAAGACGAAUAUGGCCAACAGAACCUGCAGCUGCUGCACAGAAAGUUGGGGCAACUGCGUACCCAGGAUGCAUGGAUCUGCGUGGCUUUCCAGGAGAACAUCCCAAUCCCAGAGACAAGCCAACCAGAUGGCAACAGCGCCAACCAGGAGCGGCUGAGGGAUGUGGUGACCAAGGUUAGCCGCAGCUCGGCCAAAGUGGUGAUCGUCUUAAGCACCGAACUGCCUCUCCGGGCCUUCUUCCAAGAAGUCAUUUCCCAAAACCUGACGGGCUUGGUGUGGAUCGCAUCUGAAGCUUGGUCCACCGAUCUGAUCAUCUACAGCAUGCCCAACAUCUCGAGCAUUGGCACCGUCUUUGGGGUGGCUGUCGAGGAAGUCCCCGUCCCGGAACUGGACAGAUUUCAAGUCAGGUCUGGCCCAACGGAGGGCAAGGAAGCUCCGGCUGCGCACAUGGUGUGCAACCAGAAAUGUGACAAUUGCCUCCGAAUGGUCCAACGUUAUGAAAGUGCUUUCCGGUCAGCUGGGGACCGUGUCGCUUUCAAUGUCUAUUCCUCAGUCUACGUCAUUGCCCAUGCUUUGCAUGCCUUGCUGGGUUGCAGCGAGACCAAGUGCUCCAAAAGAAAGAUCUACCCUUGGCAGCUGCUAAGGGAGGUGGCACGGGUGAACUUCACCCUGCUGAACACCACCAUCUGCUUUGAUGACAAAGGGGACCCCCCAAAUGGCUUUGAGCUGGUCCAGUGGCAGUGGGGCACCCCGGAAAAGCCUUUCAAGACCAUCGCAAGCUAUCAAUCCCCAGAGGAAGAUCUUCAGGUUUAUGAUGAAAACAUCAUCUGGCACACAGAAAACAGCACGCCGCCCAAGUCGGUCUGUUCAGAGCAGUGCGCACCAGGGCAGAAGAGAAAACCGCUGGGAUCCCUUGCCUGCUGCUUUGUGUGCGUCGAAUGCACAGCUGGGACUUUCCUCAACAAAAGUGACAACUUCACCUGUCAGAGUUGUCCACCCAACAUGUGGUCGAAGCCGGGCCAGGAGGAGUGCUUCAUGAAGGAAGUGAUGUACCUCUUCUGGAACGAUCCCUUCACCAUCAUGCUCCUAUUCUGUGCUUUAAUUGGACUCUUGGCUUCUGUGGGGACCCUGGUGACGUUUGCCCGCCAUUUUAACACCCCGGUGGUGAGAUCUGCUGGUGGGCAUCUCUGCUUCCUCAUGAUCACUUCCCUUGGCCUGGGCUUCUGCAGCGUCUUCUUCUACAUUGGUGACCUGACGGAGCUCAAGUGCUUUGGCCGCCAGAGUGCCUUCGGCCUCUGCUUCACCCUCUGCAUCUCUUGCAUCACCGUCCGGUCUUUCCAGAUCAUUUGCGUCUUCAAGAUGGCCGCCCGGCUGCCCAGGGUUUAUGGCAUUUGGAAGAAGUACAAUGGACAACAUGUUUUUGUGGCCAGUGUCUUUGCCGUGAAGAUGGUCAUUGUGGGGCUCAAUGUCUACUUCUACCCUCCGGCACCGGUCUUAACCAUGAUUAACAGUAACCCCACUGUCCUUCUCUUGAUGUGCACAGAAGAGUACAAAUCUUCCAUGGUCCUAAACAAUGCCUUGGAGAUGGCCUUGUGCUUCCUGUGCUUCUGUUUUGCCUACAUGGGGAAAGCGUUGCCCAAGAACUACAACGAAGCCAAGUACAUCACCUUGUGUAUGACCGGAUACUUCUCCUUCUGGGCCAUCCUCUUGCUGGUCAUGUCCAUCUCCAGUGGGAUCCUGGUGAAUAUAGUUGACACGGCCAUCAUGCUGGCCAACUUGUUCAGUGUUGGUAUGGGCUAUUUUGGACCCAAGUGCUAUGUGAUCUUCUUCCAUCCUGAGCGUAACACGGCUGCCUUCUUUCAGGAAGCCAUCCAGAGCUACACCAUGAGGCAGGAGUAGCCCAGAGGGUACUUGGGAAAGAGAGAUCCUGUUUGCCUACAUCCGUGGUUUCCCAAACUUUGGCUCUCCAGGUUUUUGGACUUCAACUCCCAGAAGCCCCAGCCAGCUUGGCUAACAGUCAGGAAUUGUGGGAGCUGAAGUUUGAAACAUCUGGAGGACCAAAGUUUGGGAACCACUGGCCUACAUGGACAUCCAUUUACCUUAUACGUCAGUAAUGAAGAUUGCAAUUUUCCCAUGGAUUAUCUGACCCAAAUGCCUUGGUUCAUCCAAGCUGGUGGAUCAAUUUGGAGAACCAUAACUCAGUAGCUGUGGGCCAUCCAACUAGUUAAGCUCACGGAUCACCCAUCUCAAAUGUCAUGGAUUGUCCAACUUGGACCACUAAAGGAUCACCAGACUCCAA